AUAAAUGUGUGUAUAUAUACAUCUUUGGCUAUAAAUAUAAGGUCGAACCAAAAUAAAAUAUAGAUUUGGGGAAACUAAUAAAUGAUAUAGAGAAUCCACCUCUCUCCCUUAUUUUUUUUUCUUGGUUUCUUGACCUAUUAUUAUUGAUUAGUAAUAGUGAGAGAGGCAUAUUUUGGAGAUACACAUAAACACAUAAAUUGGAAGAAUAAAAUAAAAGAGAGUGAGAGAUGGCUAAAUCAGAUAUGUUGCCGUUCUUGGCGAUGGUGUUGGUGCAAAUCGGCUACGCAGGCAUGAACAUUACGUCGAAGAUGGCUAUGGAGGCCGGUAUGAAGCCACUCAUCCUGGUCGCUUAUCGUCAGAUAUUUGCCACUAUCGCCACUUUUCCGGUCGCAUUUUUUCUCGAACGGAAGACAAGACCGAAGAUCACACUUAGGAUUCUUGUCCAAGUCUUCUUCUGCUCCAUUACUGGUGCGACUGGAAACCAAGUGCUAUAUUUCGUAGGACUUCAGAAUUCAUCUCCGACCAUUGCUUGUGCCUUAACUAAUCUCUUACCAGCGGUCACUUUCCUCCUCGCCGCAAUAUUCAGACAAGAAACCGUGGGGAUCAAGAAGGCAUCAGGACAAGCCAAAGUGAUAGGGACGCUAGUAUGUGUGAUCGGAGCCAUGGUUCUCUCCUUCUACCAUGGUCACACCAUCGGCAUUGGAGAAUCCAAGAUCCAUUGGGCCUACGCUGAAAACAUCACGAAACAUGGUUCCAGUUCUGGCCAUUCUAAUUUCUUCUUGGGACCUUUUCUUAUUAUGGCUGCUGCCGUUUCUUGGGCCGCUUGGUUCAUUAUCCAGACGAAGAUGAGUGAAACAUUUGCAGCACCGUACACGAGCACACUACUAAUGUGUUUGAUGGGAAGUAUCCAAUGUGGAGCCAUUGCUUUGAUCUCCGAUCAUACAAUCUCUGAUUGGUCUCUCAGCUCUCCUCUCCGCUUCAUAUCCGCCCUUUAUGCCGGAGUGGUGGCGUCUGCGUUAGCUUUCUGCCUAAUGUCAUGGGCUAUGCAGAGGAAAGGUCCUCUGUACGUCUCUGUUUUCAGCCCUUUACUUCUCGUAGUUGUCGCCAUUUUCAGCUGGGCUCUUCUUGAAGAGAAACUCUACACCGGCACGUUUAUGGGAUCAGCACUUGUGGUUAUUGGUCUCUAUGGCGUAUUGUGGGGGAAAGACAGAGAGGUGAGUGAGAAGGAAGAAGAAAGGGAGAAGGUGAAACAACAAAACCAUAAAGUCAAGAGUGAAAGUAAUGAAGAUAUUGAAUCGAGAUUACCGGUAGCAAGUAGUGGAAAUGGUUCCACAAGGUCUACAUCGCCUUAAAAUGGUGAUUGCUUCUUCAUCAUAUAUAAGUAUGAGCUAUGGAAGAACCUUUUGGGAUUUCUUGUUAUCUAAGUUACUGCAACUAAAUUGGAUUUUCGGAGUGUUUAAUUUUGUAUCCCAUUUUGAGGCUAAUGAUGGAGUGUUGAUUUGUGUGUUCAUCCUAUGGACAACAAAUAUCACCUGUUUGAUCUCUAUAUAUAUUCAGUAUUCUUAAUCUUCAUCGUUUCCAUUAUCUUAUUUUCUUUCUAAUAACCUAUUUCCUUUAUCCCCAAAACAAAUCAAAUCAUAG
This is a messenger RNA of Arabidopsis thaliana (thale cress), 1641 nucleotides long. It is a transcript of the gene UMAMIT25, whose product is annotated as nodulin MtN21 /EamA-like transporter family protein. Gene Ontology annotation, biological process: transmembrane transport. The record is from RefSeq and is marked reviewed. Lineage: Eukaryota; Viridiplantae; Streptophyta; Magnoliopsida; Brassicales; Brassicaceae. The transcript has 7 exons. Gene Ontology annotation, cellular component: membrane. Gene Ontology annotation, molecular function: transmembrane transporter activity. The coding region runs from base 228 to 1352 and encodes 374 amino acids.